This is a messenger RNA of Phycodurus eques (leafy seadragon), 3136 nucleotides long. RefSeq names its product zinc finger protein 774-like. Gene Ontology annotation, molecular function: DNA-binding transcription factor activity, RNA polymerase II-specific; RNA polymerase II cis-regulatory region sequence-specific DNA binding. The transcript has 3 exons. Lineage: Eukaryota; Metazoa; Chordata; Actinopteri; Syngnathiformes; Syngnathidae. The record is from RefSeq and is a predicted model, not a curated record. Bases 67 to 1197 code for a protein of 376 amino acids. Gene Ontology annotation, biological process: regulation of transcription by RNA polymerase II.
CGCCUCGAGUGGACGAGAGAAGCGCAGACAAAGCGCGACGGUGAAAUCACUCGAAAAUACAACGACAUGAAAAUGUCACAUUUUCGAGCAAGGGAGGAGAGCGAGCUGCGACGGCAACAACGAGACGCAGUUUCCUCCACUCAGAUGGUCCAAGACGUGCAGCAGCCGAUUGCUCGUCGAGAAGAACCCACGCCCCCUCACGUUAAAGAGGAAGCGGAGGAUGCACUGCCCUUCCACAUCAAGAAGGAAGAGGAGGAGGCUGAUGUCACCAAGUUGUAUCGUAUGGAUGUCCAGCAGCUGAUGGGUCAUCAGGAGGAACUUCCCCCUCCACCUCAGUGGUGUAACUCCAGUUUAGAGCAGGACCAUCCACAGUCCUACCAUGCUAAAGCGGAAGAGGAGGAUCCACAGCCCCCACGUGUUAAGGAGGAAGAGGAUGAGUUGCCACUAAAUGUGGUUGUUAUGAAGCGUGAAGACGAUGAAGAAGAACCACCCGAGUGGUCACAGCUUCAUCAUCACAGUCCAAGUGGAGACCACUGUGGAGGACCACCACCAGACAAUCUCUUAGCUCCACUGUCAGACAGUGAUGACAUGGAAGAACCUUUAAGGAGCGACGCAGACGGUGAAGGUGACGACAAACAAUGGGAAUGCUAUGAAAAGAAAACAACUUUUGGCAGCAAGAAAACUUCACAAACGCAUACAAAACGUGUUAUCUGCUCAGUUUGCGGUAAAAAUGUAGCUAAAGAAAAAAUUAUUAGACACAUGAGAACACACACAGGAGAAAAACCCUUUAGUUGCUCCGUUUGUGGUAAAACAUUCUCCUCAAGGGAUUAUGUAAGCACACACAUGAGAACACACACAGGGGAAAAACCUUUUGGUUGUGCAUUCUGUAAUAAAACAUUCUCUCAUAAGUCACACGUUAUAACACACACGAGAAUACACACGGGAGAAAAACCCUAUAGUUGUUCAGUUUGUGGAAAAACAUUCUCUUCGAAGGAUUAUGUGAACUCACACAUGAGAACGCACACAGGUGAAAAACCCUUUAGUUGCUCAUUGUGUGAUAAAACAUUCUCACAAAAGCCACAUCUGGUAACACACAUGAGAACACAUACAGGAGAAAAACCCUUUAGUUGUACAGUUUGUGGUAAAAGCUAUGCUCAUAAGAACAGUUUGACUACACACAUGUGGGGACACUGCUAAAAGAGAAUAAAGGAUUUACAGUAAUCCCCGCAAGAACGGACGGGGCACUUCCGCAUUUGGGGUAAGGAGACUUGCUAACUUGCGGUCGGCAGCCAAACGCACAGCGAUAACAAAGACAGGAUCAAACUCUUCAACUCUGUGCUGGAAUUACGUAACGUUACCAUGAGUGAUGUCGUUUUACCUUUGUAAUUGCUAGUUAUCCAAGUAUCAGGGACGCGAUCAAGGGGUCCUUAUUUAAUUAGCCAUUCGCAGUUUCACGGUACAUGCAGGUCCGUGUGUACUUAGACUUAACCUUUGAGACACUCAACUCAAUUUUGUUUAUAGAGCGCUUUGAAAAACAACCACAGCUGUAACCACUGCUCUACAUAAAGAAUGAACAUAUAUAUAGAAUAGAAAGCCUUCAUUGUCAGUUUACAGUGCAGAUACAAUGAAACUGGGGUUUUGAAAGCAUAAAACACAACCAAUAAAAAAAAAUACAAAUAAUGACAAGCCUAUACUAGUGGCAGGAGCUUUGUGACGGGAGCGGCUGGCAGUGGCUCGACCGACCAGAGCCAACUGUAGCGCCUAGCGGGGAGGGAGAGGGAGACGGAGCUUCGCCCGCCGCCGACUCUUGUUGUUGCAAUAGGGAAACUGUCUUGGCGAAUGUUAACUUUCAGUCUCCCUUGUAGUACCGGGUCACUGUUAAAAGUUUGGAAAUAAAAAGGAGAGUUGAAUUGCUCAACAUAAUUGGUGGCACGCCACAGUGUUGGCUGAAAGAGCUAUCCCUCAGUCUUGAAAACGUAAAAAAACUUACAUGAUAUUUCGACCGCGAAAGUACCAGCACAAUAUACUGUACAGGGGAACCGCGAUAUAACGGACUCGGGGACAGGGGGCGUCCAAUAUAGCCGAUUGUCCGUUACAUUGAAGCGCUUUUAAUUUGUCCCCAUAUGCAGUCAUAUUACUGCCCAGUACAAAAUUAUUGUUUUGUAGUUGUUGUUUUUUCGCAGCUUCUAACACCCAGUACAGUACAAAGUUAUUGUAAAUAAAUUACCAUGCUGGUGUGCUUGGUCAUGCUGACAUUGUUGACUUUGUCAACAGCAGUUUAAGUGACAAAUGGAAAUUAUUUUCGGACACAUUGUUGGGUCCCGACAGUCCACUGAGGUUCCACUGUUCCUACUAUACAACCCCACGUUAUCACACUUUUAAAGAAUGAGGUUGUUUUUCCGUCAGAUGGUGUCACAGGCAGACACUGGAAAAUUGUACUCUCCCAACCUUUCUACCGGAAAUGCAAAAUGGUCCAUUAUGAACAAAUCAGACCCCAUCUUGUUUUUAUUGAGUUUUAUUCUUCCGAAGAGCUGUAAAUGCUUGCUUUUGAUGUGCACUACACUACAAUUCAUUGUUGUCAUCUUCAUCGUACUGCACAGCUGAUUCGUCAUCUUCUCCACUCAGUUUUCAUUCACUGGCGAUGAUUUACUCGUCUUCUUUGUAGAGGCCUUCCCUUAGAAAGUGAUGAGCUACUGUGUGUGUGGUUGUGUGUGUGCGCGCGCAUGUGUAGAAGUGUUUUCUAAAUACUUCCGGACCUAACACUGUUCUCAAAAUGUGAACAUCAUAUGUGAAAGGGUACAAAGGAGUAGAAAACAUACAGUUCAUGUACUGCCGUGAGCCAUUUUUUAUGUAUGUUUUAUUAUUUGCUAUACAUUCGGACCUCUUUGUAGCUAUUUUUCUUCCUCUACUGUCUAAUCUUAUGCCGUAAUCAAUACAGCCUCAUGAUGGCGACUGGUCAACGUCAGGGAUGCUUACCCCAUUGACAUAAACUAUAUACAUGGACCCCGCCUUGUCCUAAUGUUUUACAUGAUCGCUUAUAAAUACCAACGUAUGUAUUACAAAGUGUCUAUAAUAACCAGAUCCUUAAAUGUAGAUGUGACAACUGGGUUUUCUGAUUAAAGAGCACUAACCUUUA